AUAGCAUACAUCACCUUAAGUCACCGAUGGGGCAACUCAAAGUUCCUCAACCUGACUAUGUCAAAUAUGGCGCAGCUGAAAGGGGAAAUCAACUUCGAUGACCUGCCUCAAACGUUUCAGGACUCCGUCACAGCCUCAAGAGUCCUGGGAUACGAAUAUGUUUGGAUCGAUUCGCUGUGUAUAAUUUAA
Mytilinidion resinicola is the source of this 189-nucleotide messenger RNA. Its product is annotated as heterokaryon incompatibility. The record is from RefSeq and is a predicted model, not a curated record. Lineage: Eukaryota; Fungi; Ascomycota; Dothideomycetes; Mytilinidiales; Mytilinidiaceae. The annotation marks the transcript as partial. The transcript has a single exon.